This is a messenger RNA of Oldenlandia corymbosa var. corymbosa, 1029 nucleotides long. Lineage: Eukaryota; Viridiplantae; Streptophyta; Magnoliopsida; Gentianales; Rubiaceae. The record is from the annotation of a GenBank genome assembly.
CUUCGUUUCUUUCUGUUGUUUUUCGAUUUCCCCAAAGCAAUUUUCAAACUAGCAAAAUGUAAAUUUUCUGAAUCAAGAUGGCUGAGGUGUAUGCUGUGAAAUUCGAUGAGGAGUUGGCGAAAGCUCGGAAGGUGAAGCCGAUGGAGAUGCUGGAUUUGGCGCCGGAUUUUGAUGAUCUGCUAAAUCCAUAUGGUCCCCUUGAUCAUUACUCCCUGGGGCCUAGUUUUAUGGCGGAUGACACCAUGCUCCGUCGCUAUGUUCCGGUACUGCAUCCAGAGAAUCUGACUCACAAGUUCCGAUGUACUCGAUUUGGGCGUAUUCGGGGAUGGCCAUGGCCGUCGGUAAAAGUGAAUGACCCGAAGCAGCCUAGGCCAGUGAAUUGCAGCAGAGAGGCCAUGGAAGGUAUAUCAAGGAAAAUAUGCACAAGGAAGGCGAUGAUCUGCUGCAACACAUUCGGAUCAUCUGUGUUAGAAGAACAUCGGAAGUCCGUCCAGCUGACAGGGCAGAAGAAAGCAUCUGGUAGCAGUUCAAAGAAACGCAUAGAAGCAGUCGACUUAUCGGCAGAUGAAUCGGAUGCCAUGGUAACAAACGAGCUUCAGAAUCAAUGGAAGAAGAUGCUGGUAGCAGCCCAGAGCAACAUGUGUCCCCUCAUUCCAAACAACAGUUGACCGCCAGAACCCCAUAAAGGAGUGCUACCAAAAAACCCAGUGGCACAGCCGUGAUUCCAUCCGUGGAGGAAUCACAACAGCGCCUGUCCCAAAAGGUGAAAGAGACUACGCCUAUGGUGAAAACAGGUGGCAAGACGGCACAAUCAGUUGGGUCUGCGUUGAGGGUGUUGCAUGGUUUGUCUAAAAUCAGCGCAGAAGAAGUCCAUGCUCGUUAUCAUCAACUUGUGGUACUGAAAGAAGGCAACUUGUGCAAAACAUUGCUACCUUUUUCUUGUUGAAUAUGGUGUGUGGUUUUGUCUUUCCUUUUCUUUUGCAACUGCAAUAGCACGAAGUUUGGGGCUGUUAUAAAUAUCGUUUUGCA